Molecule: messenger RNA, 1299 nt
Organism: Trichoderma reesei QM6a
Lineage: Eukaryota; Fungi; Ascomycota; Sordariomycetes; Hypocreales; Hypocreaceae
Exons: 1
Cellular component (GO): membrane
Source: RefSeq, a predicted model, not a curated record
AUGUCACCACCGCUGAUCAGGAGAUUAUAUCCUCGCGCGCACGAGGGUAGACUCCCAAUCAACCAUCCGGAACUCAAAGCAAUUAGGCCCAAGUUCUUCAAGGCGGCGAUACUCAACUUGUGCCUGUACAUCCUGCUGUUCUUCUGCCUCUUCUGCUAUCUGUAUGGGUCUCUUUUCCAGCAAGGACCGCGGACGCAUAAUCUUCAUAUACUCUUCGUCGACUACGAUGGCGGCGUCAUUGGAGAUGCCGUUCGGAAUGCAUACAGUUCGCUGCAGUCACACGAGUUUCCGAGUAUGAUUGAGCGAUCGGUUUCCCAGUUUCCGACCCAGGCCGACCUCAGAGAAGCCGUGUGCCAUGCUCACUACUGGGCUGCCCUGUUCACGUCUCCGGGAGCUUCCACGAGAUUAGGCCUUGCCAUUGCCGGACUCAAUACGACGCAGUACAAUCCGUCGGAUGUCCUCUCCUUCAUCUGGAAUGAAGCCAAGUACUCAGCCGUCAUGGACAGCCUCGUCGCGAGCAACCUCCACACACUAUCAGACACUGCCAAGGCAUCGUACAUAGCCCUCAACGGCACAUCUGCGUUUCCCACGAUCCCGUCCAGCAACAAUGCGGCAGCCAUCUCCGCCUUUACCAAUCCAUGGACGCUGACAUCCAUCAACAUCAUGCCCACGACCCAGGGCACCCGGACCGUCUACAACACAAUCACCAUUGUGCUGGCUCUGAUUGAAGACUUCUUCUAUCUCGCCACCAUCAACGGACUGUACGCCUCCUUCAAGGUCUACACGCGGAUAUCACCCUUGCGCAUCGUUCUCGUGCGCGACGCCAUCUCCAUCACGUUCACCAUGCUAGGCUCCCUGCUAAACUCCGCUGCCAUCUGGGCGUUCAAAGCCAACUGGCAUGUUUCAGCCGGCCAGUAUGCCAUCACCUGGCUUAUCCUAUGGCUGUUUGCUCACGUCAACUUUCUCGCCUUUGACGUCUUCACCAUCUGGUUGCCGCCGCAGUACGUCUCGAUGGCUCUCGUCACCUGGGUGGUCAUCAACGUCAGUUCCAUCAUACUUCCGUUCAGCGUGGUCUCUCCCUUUUACCGCUGGGGAUACGCCUUGCCGGCGCACGCAGCAUAUGAGUUGCUCACAGACAACUGGUCGCAUGGCUGCAACCCGCACUUGUCUUAUGCACUGCCAGUCUUGUUCUCCUAUGAGGUGGUUGGCCUCAUCUUGACAGGCAUAGGUGUGUACAAACGGUGUCAUUAUGCGGUCAUACUGGAGGAGACGACAAAGGAGGCCAUGCGCCUGCGUGUG